Neocloeon triangulifer is the source of this 710-nucleotide messenger RNA. RefSeq names its product peritrophin-1-like. NCBI's taxonomy places the organism in Eukaryota, Metazoa, Arthropoda, Insecta, Ephemeroptera, Baetidae. Gene Ontology annotation, cellular component: extracellular region. Gene Ontology annotation, molecular function: chitin binding. The transcript is spliced from 3 exons. The record is from RefSeq and is a predicted model, not a curated record. The coding region runs from base 132 to 620 and encodes 162 amino acids.
AGCUAUAUCUGCGGUAUAUAUAUUGCGUCGAAAACCGCCUCAGGACAGUGUUGAGAUUUUGUUUGCUGAUCCACAAUCGGUGGGCAUCUUCCAGAGCCAGUACCCUUUGUGCCCAGAGAAUUCAAUUAGCUAUGAUGAGAGGAGCCGUUUUUUUUAGCUUUGCUCUGCUGUUCGCUUUUGCUGGAGCCGAGUACCAGCAGUACCUUCACCCAGGUCAAGCCAAUCGUGGUCGAGACUUCACGAUUGUGCCAAGCACUUGCCCGCCAUGUGAUUGCACCACCACAACCCCCAGACCUACAACCACUACUAGAGCUACCACCACUAGACCGGCAGUGACGACCACCCCGCCGUGCACUAAGCCACCAACCCACCCACCAAAGUUCUGUCCUGAUUGCGUGAACAACAGGUGCACACCAAACGCCUGUGACCUGUCUGUCCUGGUGCCCUUCCCCGGUGACUGCACCAAGUUCUGUCAGUGCGAGUACGGAGGUGCGAAGGAGUUCGAUUGCCCCGGCGGUCUGCACUUCAACGAGAUCCUCCAGAUUUGCGAUUGGCCCAACCAGGCUCAAUGCACCGUUUCCGGAACCUACCUCGGAGGAUGCGAGGGCAUCAGACCCUAGAUGAGGUUAUAUCACCAAAUAUAUAGAUCAAAAAGAAACUUAUAAUAUCGUAUUAACUUGUUGAAUAAAAUAUGUGAGUUGUUCUACUAA